GAUUUGCCAGCAAACAGCAGAUUAUUUGUAAUCUGUGGUAAAGGUGCCGAAGAUUCGGCUUUCAGGGAAGCAUUUUCAAAAUAUGGAGAGGUUGAAGAUGUAUGGGUGGUCAAAGAUAGACGUACAAACGAAGAUAAAGGUGUGGUGUACGUCAAAAUGUCAAAAACAUCAGAAGCUGCCUUGGCUAUGGAGAGUUUGAAUGGUCAGAAAAUCCCCAAUCACCAUGGUACAUUAAAGGUAGUUGUAGCCAGUAAUAAAUCAGAAGGGUCAAGAAACGAUGCCAGAGAAGAAGAAAAAACACUGAGAUUGUUUGUGAUCGUCCCAAAAACAUACAAUGAGGCAGACUUACGGAAAGAAUUUGAGCAAUUUGGUGAUUUGGAACAUGUUAAUAUUGUAACAGAUCGUAACACUGGCAACAAUAAGGGAUUUGGUUAUGUAAAAUAUAGAAGACCCUAUCACGCUGCCCUGGCCUUUGAGGGCUGUGAUCCCAGUUUUAAGCCCAAAUUUGCAGACCCACCCCGAUCAAAGAAUGAUCACGACAACAGUUUUAAUGGUGGGGCAGGGGGAUUUGGAGGGAAUAGGGACAGGUCCAAUGAUCGAUAUGGGGGUGGUAUGGGUAUGGAUAGGUCACCCAGAGGUGCCAGAGGUAGGUUAUUUCUGAAUAUUAUGAUGUCACCAUCUAAUAAUGAUACACGGCUUCAGAUUGUAGCUUCACCUGGUCUAUCUAACGCCUAUCUUGCUAGACUGGCUAACCUGGUACCAGGAUUAGAAUAUUGUGACUUGAACGAACAGACUGGAAUGGCGUACGUACGAUAUACUAGUCCACAAUGUGCUGCCUACGCUAGAGAUAAGCUGGAUGGAUUUGAAUAUCCAAUAGGAUCUAGAUUAAUGGUGAGGUAUCCAGAGGAAGGCACAGAAGCUCGAGGAUACGGAUCCAAAAGGUAUGUUUGUGGAAGUGAACCACGAGAACGUGUCCAGUACUGUAAUAUUCCCCUACCACUCCCUCAACCCCUGAGGACGGAGGAUUCCCUGGUAGAACAGAGGUUAUUUAUAGUAUGUCAACCUGCGGCCGUCCAGGAACAGAUUUUACGUGAUGCUUUCUGUAGAUUUGGUAACUUGAUAGAUGUCUAUUUAUUGGCAGGUCGAAAUUAUGGCUAUGCAAAAUACGCAACAAAAGAAGAUGCAAUGAGAGCAAUACAGAGUUUACAUGGUCAGAAUUUAGCUGGUCAGAGAAUUAAAGUUUUAGAAGCUGAACCACCUAAAUCU
Lottia gigantea (owl limpet) is the source of this 1266-nucleotide messenger RNA. RefSeq lists its product as hypothetical. Lineage: Eukaryota; Metazoa; Mollusca; Gastropoda; Lottiidae. The record is from RefSeq and is a predicted model, not a curated record. The annotation marks the transcript as partial. Gene Ontology annotation, molecular function: RNA binding. The transcript is spliced from 10 exons.